Molecule: messenger RNA, 3157 nt
Organism: Ceutorhynchus assimilis (cabbage seed weevil)
Lineage: Eukaryota; Metazoa; Arthropoda; Insecta; Coleoptera; Curculionidae
Source: the annotation of a GenBank genome assembly
ACAUUUUUUGUUCGUGUAGUAGGUAUACUUGUACUUACAUAAUUAUAUUUACAUAAUAUAAUAUUCGAUUGUAACCUAUAGAUUUGAAGAAGACAUUCUAAUGGAGUGCAUUUUGUGUGGAAAAUCCAUUGAUGGAUUACAAGACGAAUCGGUAGUACACAAACCAACAAAACAGGGUCUACAAACCAUCUGUAGUGCUGCUGAAAAAAGACAGGAUACUUUUGGAAUACGAAUUUUAGAAAAAAAAUACGCUAUUUUAGAUGGAACUUUAAAAGUAAAAUUUCAUAAAACUUGCAGAAAAACGUAUACUAGUAAUAUGAAUAUUGCUUCUGCCACCACCAGUGAAACCGAUGAUCUAUUAAACCAGGCAACUGCUUGCUCUAAAACCACCAGAAGUCACACUGGUUCCUUUGAUAUAAGAAGUAUGUGUUUAAUCUGCAACAAAACUGGACCCAGAAAAAUUAAGCAAAAGAAGGAAAAAUUAACUUCGGUACAAACAGGUUCUGGCAAAAAUACGUUUAAAAAAAUAAUUGAGGCUGCCAAAGAGAAAAAUGAUAUAUCAAUGAUUUCAAAAUUAUGUGGCUUCGAAGAUUUGUUUGCUUAUGAUGCCAAAUACCACAAAAGCUGCUAUACCCACUACAUAUCGCGGCGAAAUAUACAAGCCACAAAAAAUGAAAUGAAAAAAUCUUCGGAUCAACUUCCGCAAACUUUAUCGAAAUCAGAGGAGUAUUUUUCAGAUGAGUCCGAUACUACAGAUAAUGAAAAUUAUUUCACGACGGAAAACAAUCAUGAUAGUGGCAUACAAUCUGAGCAAAAAGAGUUCCCCAUGCCUGAAAACAUUUCUUCAUCUGAAUUUGAAAAACAAGUGCCCAAAUUACUUCUCACAUUUAUGUCUUGGCUAAUAGAUGAUAAUGCUUUUAACAAUGUGGAAAGUGAAGUGGCAGAAGCAGUUAUACCUUGCAGCAUUAUUAUGGCUCUGGUUUCAAAAAUUUAUAAAAAAAAUUACUUUCAAUUUGGAUUGGGACUGUUCAUACAUCAUACAGUUCGUAGUAAACAACUUUUGGAGACUUUAUCUGAUAUUGGCCUCAGCUGUACCUACAAUGACGUUCGCCAGUUAACAACGGCACUUGUGAAACAAAAGGUCCAUAAAGAACAAAUUUAUAUACCACUGGGUAUAGAUAUGGUUAGUCCUUCAAUGAAAAAUUAUAUCCAUGCAAGUAUGGAUAAUUUUGAUCUAAAUGAACAGACUAUUGAUGGUAAAAAUACAACUCAUAGCAUGGCUAUAGUUGUGUUUCAACAGCGAAAUAAUGAUCGUAGUUUUGCACGUUCAAAUAUUUCCAGAGAAGGACCUUAUUCGCUAAACACAGAAGACUUAGAUUUUCCUUUCCAAAACAUUUUGAAGUAUAACAAUCCCCCUAAUCGUCCCAAGCCCUCAUCAUUCAAACAAAUUGUUCUUAACAGACAAGAAGAUGAAAUUGCAAAAAAAACCAAUCUAGCCUGGACUCUUUUACGAAACUUUAAUGGCGGAACCCCAUUUUUUAAUUGGUCCUCAUAUAAUAAUAUUUUAUCUGAUAAUGAGAUUGUCGUUUCGGAUAUUUUUUACUUGCCAUUUUUAAACAACCCCCCUACAGAAUACGAUACAAUUUAUACUUCAAUGAUACGCUUACUUCAAUUAGCAAAGGAGCUUGAUCAAAAUCAUAUAGUAAUAACAGCGGAUCUUGCAAUCUAUUCCAAAGCUAGAGAAAUUUUAUGGAACGAUCCACCAGAACUAAAAGGCAGUGUAACAUUAAUGCUUGGAGGCAUGCACUUGAAUAUGGCAUAUAUUGCUAGCAUAGGCUACAUUUUUGGUGACGGCGGUCUUACAACUAUGCUGACUGAAACUGAUGUAUAUGCCGAAGCUACAUGUAAACUUAUGAUGGAAGGUAAACAGUAUUCACGGGCUAUUCGUGGAUUGACUUUAGCUGCUGAUGCCUUAUUCAGAUUGUUUUUCAAAUCAUUAGAACAUUGGUGUAACAAUCCAGAAUCAAAUAAAUUCCUAACUCAGGAGCUUAAUACUUCUAUAGAAGAUUUGAGAAAUGAAUUUAGAAGCCAUAAAUAUGACAAGCAUAAAUUUGAUAAAUUUCUUGAAAAAAUUGAGACGCUCCAGAAUAUCAUCAGACGUUUUGUUGAAUCCGGCUAUGCCUAUUCAACAUUUAAGUUUUGGCACUCUUUCCUAAUAGCAGUUGAGCUUCUCUGGAGACUGCUCAAGUCAGAAAGAAAUGGAGAUUUUCAGGCACACUUAUGUGCUGUAUAUGAUACACUGCCAUAUUUAUCAGCUGCUGGACGAAAUUUAUACUUUAAAUGGGUUCCAGUAUAUAUAUCCGAUAUGGAGAAAUUGAAAGUAGAAGUCCCUGACAUGUUUGAAUUUCUAGCAGCUGGUAAUUUUGUUGUAAAAAAAACCAACGGAAAAAAGUUCAACUGUGUGGCCUCAGACAUGGCUCUCGAGCAAUCCAUUAAUAAAGACUGCAAGAGCUCUUCUGGAAUAAUUGGAUUUUCUAAACAACCAGGGGCUCUUCUACGAUGGAUGACAACAAGGCAUAUAUUGGGAGAUUAUUCUAAAAAUUUUUUGGAAGCCACCUCAAAAAUAGUCAAAAAAGGAAAGAAAGAAGCGUCUCUGCAAAGCGACUCUAGGAUGGAAGGAAAAAAUGAAGAAGAUGUUCUAAAAAUCCUCAAUAGCAUAGAGAACUAUUGGUGUAAUCCGUUUGAUCUAGAUAAUGCCCCAGACCGCUUAGUUAAUAUAUGUACAGGAAAAAUAGUUAACGAAGAAGUAGAGAAGAGUCUGGGAAAUUUCUUAGAAAUUGCAACAGAGAAAGUCCAACAUAUUUUGAAUAAUCCACGUGAAGAGGAUUUCUGGAAACCUGCGAAAAGAAACAAAAUACAAACUUUCAAAGACACCAAAGUCAAGCCAAAAGCCAUGGCAAAAAAAACGUUCAUUGGAUCAGAAUGCAUGUUUCGUCGGAUAAUAUGUGCAGCACGAUUUCAAGAAAUGGACUUGUCUAAUAUAAAUUAUCAUAUGAGUUGUCUUCAGUUCCAGCAUCUCUAUUUCAUGAAGAUGGUUCUAUGCGUAAAACGACAAAAUCCGACUUGGCUAAAAAACUUGAGUCAUUUACUGAAAUAA